GUGAUUGCCACCAUGUUCUCGCCCAAUGACUUUGUGUCUGCUUCGUGGGAGCUUGUGGUUCGAGUCGAUCAUCCAAAUGAAGAGCAGAGAGAUGUCACACUGAGAGUGUCUGGAGACCUGCACAUCGGGGGAGUGAUGCUCAAGUUAGUAGAACAGAUCAACAUAUCUCGAGAUUGGUCAGACUUUGCUCUUUGGUGGGAACAAAAGCAUUGCUGGCUUCUGAAAACUCACUGGACCCUGGACAAGUGUGGGGUCCAGGCAGAUGCAAAGCUUCUCUUCACCCCUCAACAUAAAAUGCUUCGUCUCCGACUGCCAAAUGUGAAGGCAGUGAGAUUGCGAGUCAGCUUCUCAGCUGUGGUAUUUAAAGCUGUCAGUGAUAUCUGCAAAACGCUGAAUAUUAGAAGAUCAGAAGAACUUUCCUUGUUAAAACCUUCUGGUGAUUAUUUUAAAAAGAAGAAAAAGAAAGACAAAAAUAAUAAGGAGCCCAUAAUUGAAGAUAUCUUAAACCUAGAGAGUUCUCCAACCAUUUCAGGUUCACCAGUAAGUCCUGGUUUAUACAGUAAAACUAUGACUCCUAUGUAUGAUCCCAUCAACGGAACACCAGCAUCAUCCACCAUGACUUGGUUCAGUGACAGCCCUUUGACCGAACAAAACUGCAGCAUCCUUGCAUUCAGCCAGCCCACACAGUCACCAGAAGCAAUUGCUGAAAUGUACCAACCUCGGUCUCUGGUUGAUAAAGCCAAAUUAAAUGCAGGUUGGCUAGACUCCUCACGCUCCCUUAUGGAACAAGGAAUCCAGGAAGACGAGCAGCUGCUAUUACGAUUUAAAUAUUACACUUUCUUUGACUUGAAUCCCAAAUAUGAUGCUGUCCGAAUAAACCAACUCUACGAACAAGCCAGGUGGGCCAUUCUCUUAGAAGAAAUUGACUGUACAGAGGAAGAAAUGUUGAUCUUUGCAGCCUUACAGUAUCACAUUAGCAAGCUGUCAUUGUCAGCCGAAAUACAGGACUUUACAAACGAGACUGAAGUUGAUGAAGUAGAAGCAGCACUCUCUAAUUUAGAAGUUACCCUGGAAGGUGGGAAAACAGACACCACUUUGGAGGACAUUACUGAUAUCCCGAAACUCGCAGAUAGUCUCAAAUUAUUUAGGCCCAAGAAGCUAAUAUUAAAAGCUUUCAAACAAUAUUGGUUCGUCUUCAAAGACACAUAUAUAGCCUACUUUAAAAAUAAGGAACUUGAACAAGGAGAACCAGUAGAAAAACUAAAUCUUAGAGGCUGUGAAGUUGUGCCAGAUGUAAAUGUAGCAGGAAGAAAAUUUGGAAUCAAGUUACUAAUCCCUGUUGCUGAUGGUAUGAAUGAAGUAUAUCUGAAAUGUGACCAUGAGAAUCAGUAUGCCCGAUGGAUGGCUGCCUGCAUUUUAGCAUCAAAAGGCAAAACCAUGGCAGACAGCUCCUACCAGCCAGAGGUCCUUAACAUCCUUUCAUUCCUGAGAAUGAAAAACCGGAGCUCAGCAUCUCCAGCAGCUUUCAGCGUGGAGAGCAUGGACAUGAACCCAGAAUGCUUUGUGUCUCCCCGGUGUGCAAAAAAGCACAAAUCCAAACAGCUAGCAGCCCGGAUCCUGGAAGCCCACCAGAAUGUGGCCCAGAUGCCCUUGGUCGAAGCCAAGCUGCGGUUCAUCCAGGCAUGGCAGUCUCUUCCUGAAUUCGGGCUCACCUACUACCUCGUCAGAUUCAAAGGAAGCAAAAAAGAUGAUAUUCUGGGAGUUUCAUAUAAUAGGUUGAUUCGAAUCGAUGCAGCCACCGGGAUUCCAAUUACAACAUGGAGAUUCGCGAAUAUGAAGCAGUGGAAUGUGAACUGGGAAAUCCGUCAGGUGGCUAUCGAGUUUGACCAGAAUGUCUCCAUCGCAUUCACCUGCCUGAGUGCGGAUUGCAAGAUUGUGCAUGAGUACAUCGGGGGCUAUAUCUUCUUAUCCACCCGCUCCAAGGACCAGAAUGAAACACUUGAUGAGGAUUUGUUCCAUAAAUUGACUGGUGGUCAGGAAUGA
Molecule: messenger RNA, 2043 nt
Organism: Chrysochloris asiatica (Cape golden mole)
Lineage: Eukaryota; Metazoa; Chordata; Mammalia; Afrosoricida; Chrysochloridae
Gene: FERMT1
Product: fermitin family member 1
Exons: 14
Coding region: 13-2043 (676 amino acids)
Biological process (GO): cell-matrix adhesion; integrin-mediated signaling pathway
Cellular component (GO): focal adhesion
Molecular function (GO): integrin binding
Source: RefSeq, a predicted model, not a curated record